AAACGCAACAGAAGACGAAGAAGAAGCAAACCUGACGGUGGGCUUGCACGUUGAUGUUGGGACUUAUUAGCUGCUAGCUGCUGUUCUUUUGUUUGUUUGUUUGCUUUUUUGGGGCGCUUUUUGUUUUUAUCCGGUAAUUCCCCAGCGUUCAGAAAAUGUCUGUGACUGAAAUGUUCAGCUACAUCCAGGGAUUCCUGAGCGCCGACCAGGACGUCAGAGAGGAUAUUCGCAAGGUGGUCCAGAAUUUGGAGCAGACCGCCAGGGAAAUCCUUACGGUGCUUCAAAGUGUUCACCAGCCAUCUGGGUUCAAAGAGAUUCCCAGUAAAUGUGCCAGGGCGCGGGAGUUGUUCUGCACUGUAAGGACGCACCUGGCUGAGCUCAAAACCAAAUUUCCCGCUGAGCAGUAUUACAGGUUCCAUGAACACUGGCGGUUUGUCCUGCAGCGUUUGGUCUUCUUGGCGGCCUUUGUCGUCUACCUGGAAAGUGAAGCCCUCGUCACGCGGGAGGAGGCGGCUCAGAUACUUGGAAUUGAAGUUGUGCGAGAGAAGGGCUUUCACCUGGACGUUGAAGAUUUCCUGGCUGGAGUGCUGAUAAUGGCCAGUGAACUGUCGCGGUUAGCGGUGAACAGCGUCACAGCGGGAGACUACAGCCGGCCGCUCCGCAUCUCGAACUUCAUCAACGAGCUGGACUCGGGCUUCCGCCUGCUCAACCUGAAGAACGACCCGCUGAGGAAGCGCUACGACGGUCUGAAGUAUGACGUGAAGAAGAUCGAAGAGGUGGUCUACGACCUGUCCAUCCGCGGUCUGGCGAAGGAGCCCGAGUCCGGCGGAGACAAGUAGAGCGAGGAGCGUCGUUGGUUUGCUGUUGGGGCGGGGUUGUGUUGGCAGCUGCUUCCUGCUGCAGGACCUUCUGCAUGAUUGCCGCAGGUUGGAGACCUGGAAAGUCGGAGAUUCAGGGAUCUGCCUGAGGUCCCCAGCAGCCAAGGACAGACAGUGUGUCUGUGUAUGCGUGCGAGUGUUUCAGCAUGUAUUUGUGCAAAUGCAUGCGGGAGCGGUGGUUCACAUGGAUGUCAGUCUGUCAGAAAGGCAGCAGAGGCGUUAAGAGGAUCUCAGCGUUCUCAUUCAGAAGUUUAAGAUUAAAGGUUCAGUUUGUUGCAAGUUUUGGAAAUGUGUUCCUGUGUUGCGUCAUUGUAUUUCACCAUUUGUUCAGAUUUGCAACAGGGCCCUGUUUGGGAAGACUGUCGGAGAUAUCGUUUGAGUGUUUCAAUCAUUUUGUUCUGUGUUGUGUUCUAUUUCUCUUGUCAAAAUGAUAAAUUUGUAAAAAAAAAAAAAAAAAAGCUGUUUACUAGGUGAUUUAAUCAGUUGGAGUCUUCAUAAGGUUCAAAAGUUACCACGUCUGGUUCACAAAGCAAGUUUUUCAUCCAAUAAAUACAAGCUUAAAUCGUUGGGUCCACUAACACGGUCAACUUUGUCAGAUUUUUUUUUUAGUUCAAAUUCUGAUGGUUGGUUUGUACUUUUUGUGAGACUCAAGGAGUGAAAAGCCAAAGAAAUGACAGCGUUGCACUUCACCGUAAAAUAAGAGCAAACUGAUUCGUUAAAUGACCUGUAGUUACAAACCUUUUUGAAACUGUGCCAGUUGUCUGUUUAGCUAUUUCUGUUGUUUAGUGUUAGGAAGUAGUGAAAAGAAAUGGUGUCUUACAUGGCUUAUGUUUUUCUUUUUUUUUUAAAUAAAGGUGAAUUUUUUUUUUUAUUGUC
This is a messenger RNA of Xiphophorus hellerii (green swordtail), 1754 nucleotides long. RefSeq names its product translin (gene tsn). NCBI's taxonomy places the organism in Eukaryota, Metazoa, Chordata, Actinopteri, Cyprinodontiformes, Poeciliidae. The transcript is spliced from 6 exons. The record is from RefSeq and is a predicted model, not a curated record. Gene Ontology annotation, molecular function: RNA binding; single-stranded DNA binding; sequence-specific DNA binding. Gene Ontology annotation, biological process: RNA metabolic process. The coding region runs from base 156 to 839 and encodes 227 amino acids.